Cyprinus carpio (common carp) is the source of this 3559-nucleotide messenger RNA. It is a transcript of the gene rnf20, whose product is annotated as ring finger protein 20, E3 ubiquitin protein ligase. The record is from RefSeq and is a predicted model, not a curated record. Gene Ontology annotation, cellular component: nucleus; HULC complex. NCBI's taxonomy places the organism in Eukaryota, Metazoa, Chordata, Actinopteri, Cypriniformes, Cyprinidae. Gene Ontology annotation, molecular function: ubiquitin protein ligase activity; metal ion binding.
GCAGUCCUCGUGUCUCCAGCAGCAGCAGCAGCAGCAGAAGAAGAAGAGAAGCAGCGCUGCUGUGUUUCCGGAGGAGGCUCGGAUGAAGCGCAACAGUUACAUCCACAAAACCAUUUCACAAUCAAUAGAAAUCUAAAUUAGUGAGGGGAUGUCAGCUCAGAAGCGGCCCACUGAUCCUCCAGAGAAGAAGAAGAGCGCUGAGGAUGGAGCGAGAGAGAGCUCCGGAUCUGGAGGAAGCACCGCCACCGCUGUAGAAACCGUCAUCAAACUGGGCGGAGGCUCCAACCAGGAAGAACAAGAUAUUAAAGCUCUGCAGAUCAAAAACAGGAAGUUGGUAGAAGCCCUUGACCAAAGACAGGUGAUUGAGGAUGAACUGAGGGAGAGAGUUGAGAGGUUGGAGACUCGUCAGGCGACAGAUGAUGCGAGUUUGUUGAUUCUGAACAGAUACUGGAAUCAGUUUGAUGAAAAUGUGCGGUUAAUUGUGCGUCGCUAUGACCAAUCAGGGAGUGAGCCUGUGGAAAGCCAACCUCCUGAAGGGCGGAGUUUAAAACCCGGAACACCGGAACCGGAUGGAGACUCGAACCAGGAGAGAGCAAAAGACAGAGGUCAACAGGGGGAGGCAGCGAGCUCUUUUCUGGCCAUGUUGGCCAGCAGCAGCAGUGAGGAGAUAGACGCAGAGCUGCAGGAGCGACUGGAGUGCAGCUGUAAACAGGCCAGACGUGUGGUCGAAAUCUCCGAGAACCUGAAGAACACAGUAGACCAGCUAAAGAAAGAUAUGGAGUCUGGAACAGAUGGCAGUCUCUGGGAUGUCGCUGUCUGCCUCAACACUCUCCUGACCAAUGAGAACGAACGCCUCCGGCAGCUGACCGACAGCCUCCAGCAGAAGCAUAGUCACAUGACCAGCGAGUCUCGUCCGCUGGGCCGGGCGGCUAAUCGUGCUGAUAACAGGAUCAGCGAGCUGCAGGUUCUCAUUGAGGAGCUGCAGUGGGGCAUGGAGAAGAUCCGACGGAGAGAGAACCGUCUUAAUACACACCUUGCAGAGGUGCUGGAAAGGGUGAACAGUAAAGGUUAUAAGGUGUAUGGUGAAGCAAGCAGUGCAUGUGGAACCAUCACGAUCAACAAAAGAAAGUUUGAGGAGAUGAACAGUGAGUUGGAGGAGAGCAAAGAGCUGGCAGAUAAUCGGCUCGGUGAGCUCCAGAAGCUCCAGCAGGACCUGCAGACGGUUUACCAGGAGAACAAUAACAUGAAGGUGGAGCUGUUGUCCAGGGCUGAGGAGGUGGCCAGAGAGAGCGCUGAGUAUCGCUGUCUGCAGUCUCAGUUCUCUGUGGUCUAUAAUGAAUCACUGGUGCUGAAAUUUCAGCUGGACGAGACCAAAGCUCGACUCAACACGACCAGGACCCGCCUGCGCUGGCUGGACCACAUGGAGAAUGACGAGGUAUCCUUGCAGCGUAAGGUCCGUACUGAAGUGAUUCAGUUGGAAGACACGUUAGCACAUGUGCGCAAGGAGUACGAGAUGCUCAGGAUCGAAUUUGAGCAGACAUUAGCUGCUAAUGAACAAGCAGGCCCUAUAAACCGUGAGAUGAGACAUUUGAUCAGUACACUGCAGACUCAUAACCAGCAGUUAAAGGGAGAAGUGGUUAAAUAUAAACUCAGACUGAGAGAGGCUCAGCAAGAGCUCAACCAGCUGCGUGCUGCCAAAGGCAAUGCUGCUGUCCAAUCACAGUCCAGCACAGAGAUGGAUGUGAAGGAAGAGAUCGCCUCCCUGCAUCCAUCUACCCCGACGGGUGACGUUACUAUGAAGACAGAGCCAGAUAGUGGCUCCGCUACACCCAGCACCACUGGUGUAACAGUGAAGACUGAACCGGGUACAGACACAGAGACUGUAGUGAAAGAGGAGGAGAAAGAAAAAGAAAAGGACAAGGAGAAAGAGAAGGAACAGAGAGAAAAAGAGCGGGUGACUCGUGGGAGUUCUGGAGGCGUAGCAGUGAAGGAAGAGCGGGAGAAAUCCAGCACCAGCAGCAGCCAAUCAGAAGACAUAGCAGCUGAACGCUGCGCUGUGAUUGGAGGACCCAAACGCAAAGAGAUGGAGCAGCUGAAAGUAGUGCGGGUGGACCUAAAGAAAGCCCAGGAGUCCCAGAGGGAGAUGAAGCUGUUGUUGGAUAUGUACCGCUCGGCACCGAAAGAACAGAGAGAUAAAGUACAACUGAUGGCUGCGGAGAAGAAGGCAAAGUCAGAGGCAGAGGAGCUCCGUCAGCGGGUGCGAGAGCUGGAGGAGAGGGAGCGGAGGGAAGGAAAGAAGAUGGCAGAUGAAGAGGCCCUGAGAAAGAUCCGCUCGGUGGAGGAGCAGAUCGAUAUACUCAAUAAGAAACUCUCUCUUGCUAAGCAGGAGGAAGACGCUCUGCUAAGUGAGAUGGAUGUCACUGGCCAGGCGUUUGAGGACAUGCAGGAGCAGAACAUUCGUCUGAUGCAGCAGCUCAGAGAGAAAGAUGAUGCCAACUUCAAACUCAUGAGCGAACGCAUCAAAUCCAACCAGAUCCAUAAACUCCUCAAGGAAGAGAAAGAGGAGCUAGCUGACCAGUUGCUCGCACUCAAAACACAGGUGGCUGGGCUUGGACUGUUUGUGCAGGAGUCGGUGCUGCUCUCGGAGGAGGUGCGCACUCAGCUGGAGGGGGUGCAGCAGAGGUUGAGUUCGGUCAGAGAGGAGGUGGUGGAGAACAGCAAUGCUUUCAAUGCUCGACGUGUACAGGAGGACAUAUCCAAACUGCGCAGGAAGAUAGAGAAGGCCAAGAAGCCUGCGGAGAACAUCCGAAAUGGAGAUGAGAUCCUGAAUGAAGAAAUAAACGAUUACAAGGCCCGGUUGACGUGUCCAUGCUGCAAUUCACGUGUAAAGGACGCUGUUUUGACAAAGUGCUUCCAUGUUUUCUGUUUUGAGUGCGUGAAGACGCGCUACGACACUCGUCAGAGAAAGUGCCCAAAGUGCAAUGCCGCGUUUGGUGCCAACGAUUUCCAUCGCAUCUACAUCGGAUGAGAUUUAUGAUUCAUGGUAUCAGCAUCUGUUUGGUCCAGUUUCUCAACGUUGUUUGGAGGGUGGAGCUUGUCCUGUAACGUUGGGCGAACAUCAACAGUUUUGCAUUCCACUUGUUUUUUUCUCUACAAAGAAAUGCAGAGUUUUCAGCAGAUGUUCCAGCAUCGGUUUAGCAGAACUAACCUGGUCACAUUCCACAAGUUGUCCUAGCCAACGUUUCUCACAACAUUUCUGCUGCUUGCUUCCAGGAGUGUCCUGAAUGCUCGCUGAAGUCUUUUAAUACUGCCUCGACCAGAUCUCCCAUUCCACCUCAACUUUACAUUUACAACCCAGAGCCAAUGUGAACCCUCGCACAUGAGACAGACCUGACACUGAAAACAAGCUGCCUAGUUGGCUAGGAAAUAGUUCAUUUGUGUUCAGUUUGCUUAGCAGUUGGUAUUGUAAUUUUUGUACUGUCUAUUAAUAUAUAUAUUUUUGACUGCCUUGUGCGACUGCUUCAUUGAAGUCCAUUAAAAUAUUGAAUUGUAUUGACAA